AUGACCGCUUCUUUCAAAGUUAAAAACCAAGGGAGUGGACUUAAAAAUCGGCAAUUUGUUUUAAAAUAUGAUUCACCAUCAUUCAAAUUUACUAUAAUUAGACCUAUAACAAAAAUUCUUGGCUAUGCUAAAAAAUCAAAAUUUGAAAUUAUAAUUGUUAAAAACAACCACAAUAAUAGGAGUAAAAAAGAUAAUCCACCAAAUUUAUUAAUUUGUGAUGCAGACUUUGGGAAAAAAGUUAAUUUGGAACCAUCAACUACUGAUAAUGAUUAUUGUUUUGAGGAAGGUGUUGUUUAUUAUUCAGCUGAUGUUGUGUUAAAUCAUAAAGGUAUUUGGAGAAUAGGUUAUGAGUCAGGACCAAACAGCUAUGGAUUUUUAGCAGAAUAUGAAGUUAAAUAG
Entrophospora sp. SA101 is the source of this 399-nucleotide messenger RNA. The record is from the annotation of a GenBank genome assembly. Lineage: Eukaryota; Fungi; Glomeromycota; Glomeromycetes; Entrophosporales; Entrophosporaceae.